Harmonia axyridis is the source of this 649-nucleotide messenger RNA. RefSeq names its product alpha-tectorin-like. The transcript has 3 exons. The record is from RefSeq and is a predicted model, not a curated record. Lineage: Eukaryota; Metazoa; Arthropoda; Insecta; Coleoptera; Coccinellidae. The coding region runs from base 43 to 543 and encodes 166 amino acids.
AACUUUAUCUGGGAUUCCUCAAAAAGAUUGCAUACUUGCUUCAUGACAACAUAUGUAUAUUACCUAUUAUUUCGAACACUUUAUCGCUGUAGAUUUUUGAAAAUCAUGAUAAACACACUAAUAUUUGUUUCCACUAUUGCGUUUGCUUUAGGAACAGAGGUGAGACCACUGUGUCCACCGAAUGAGCAUUACUCGAAUUGUAUGAACGACUGCAGGACAUGCGCGGAUCCAAAACCUCUCUCAGCCUGUAAUAACACGAUCUGCGACAAAGGAUGUGAAUGUGACGAUGGCUUCAUAAGGACGAAGAAAGCCAAUGGGAUGUGUAUUCCUUUCGAAAAAUGCAAAAACUGUCUAGAUCCUAACUUCGAAUUCAAGGAAUGUGGUUCAAGUUGUAAAACGACAUGUAAAGAUGGUAAUAUCGAAAGGAAUGUUUGCCCCAGAGUUUGUGAACCAGGCUGUUAUUGCAAAGGAAAUAAAGUUCUGGAUGAAGCUACAAACGAAUGCAUAUCUGUUGAAGAAUGCAAGAAGAGAAAGAGGAAAUAGAAGAUUGGAAGUAAUAAAAUAGUAACUUUUGUAUUCUGCUUUUUGUAUUUAUACUUUGUGUUAUACGUGAAAUAUGAGCAAUAAAAUUUCAGAGAAUUUUAAGUGA